This is a messenger RNA of Frankliniella occidentalis (western flower thrips), 3050 nucleotides long. Its product is annotated as regulator of telomere elongation helicase 1-like. The coding region runs from base 279 to 2849 and encodes 856 amino acids. The record is from RefSeq and is a predicted model, not a curated record. Gene Ontology annotation, biological process: telomeric loop disassembly; negative regulation of t-circle formation; regulation of double-strand break repair via homologous recombination. The transcript has 12 exons. Lineage: Eukaryota; Metazoa; Arthropoda; Insecta; Thysanoptera; Thripidae. Gene Ontology annotation, molecular function: DNA helicase activity; DNA binding; hydrolase activity, acting on acid anhydrides, in phosphorus-containing anhydrides. Gene Ontology annotation, cellular component: nucleus.
UUGAGUUUGUUUUAAAUGUUUUUAAGUCUGUUACAUUAUCGAGAUCAGUAGUCAACCUUUCUGAAAUAAACGCUUAUGGUCAGAAGUCGUUGGUGUUGGGGGGUUUACAUGUCGGCCGCCGUUCCCUUCCUCAUCGUCCCGAGGUUGGCCAGUCGUGAGUUGCGUGAUUCUUUUGUUCGCUUUGUUUUUUUUAAAGUAUUUCUUCGCGUUCUUUGCGCGGCAAGGAUAAGAGGAAGUGAGGAGCACUACAAUAUUUCAUUAUUACUCUUAUCGUGACUAUGGAAAAGUUUAAAAUUCACGAUUUGUGGGUCCAUUUUCCUUUUGUGCCGUAUCCCUCUCAAGAGGCAUUCAUGUCAAAACUGUUAGAAGGUGUAAACGGUGGAAAAAAUGCUUUGUUGGAGUCACCUACUGGGACUGGUAAAACCUUAUGUCUAUUAUGUGCAUCAUUGGCAUGGCUCGAUUUGGAGAAAAGGUAUCAAGAGAUACCAGAUCUCAGAGUCAUAAACGAGAGUGUCCCAUUACCAGACAAUCAAACAUACUACAAUGAAAUGUCUGUGCCAGAUAUCAAUCCUCCCAAAAGUUAUAAAAUAUACUUUUGUACCAGAACUCAUUCUCAAAUAAUGCAGGCCAUUCAAGAAUUUAAGACGACUGGAUACCAACACCUGCGAAGCGCAGUGUUGGCAUCACGAACCCACUUAUGUAUUCACCCGUCCGCCAAACAGGCUGGUAGUAAUUUGGAUAACAAGUGCAGAUCACUACGAAAAAAAUCAAAAUGUGACGCCCCAAACCCUGAUAUUAACCCUGACAUUGAGGAUUUGCAGAAAUGCAGAAGAUGUAAAAGCGACCAUACAUGUCCAUUUUAUACUAAUUUUGAAGAAAUGAAGAAAAAUAAAACUGAUGAGCCUUUCAUUAUGGCUGGGGCCUUUGACCAAAAAAGCUUGAUUGCUAAAUGCAAGGAAUACAAAGUUUGCCCGUUUUAUAUGUCGCGUCAUUUAAAAGAGAAAGCUGACAUAAUAUUUUUGCCUUAUUCAUACAUUUUCAACCCUCAUAUCUUGAAGGGAAUGAAUAUUGAUAUAAAGAAUGCAAUCAUCAUUAUUGACGAAGGCCACAAUCUUGAAAAGGUGUGUGAAGAAAAUGCUUCAUUCUCAAUACAAGUCCCAGAUGUUACUAACUGCUUGAAAGAGUUAAAAAAGGCUUUAGAAUGCGUUGAUGAUGAAGAGUUUCCUACUGAUGUAGAAGAGAAACAUGUGCUUGAACUUAUAAAGAUUUUGGAAAAACUUAGACACAAACUUGAGACUCUGGAACCCAACAAUGCCAAAAACGGUCAAUUUUGUAUCUCAAUAUUUUCUGAAUCUGGUUUUACCAAACAGGAUUGGCGAAGACUUCUUUAUAAUCUAAAGGAGAUUACUCAGUUUUUAGGGGGAAAGGAAUUGAAAACAGAGGGCUUGAAAAAAAUAGUUAAUGUUGUAGAGACUGUAUUCUACCUAGAUAGUGAUGAUUGUGAUGGCUCACAAGAAUCGACUUUGGAAAAAAGCUUUGUGCUUUACAAAGAAAAGCUCACACCAGAAGAGAUACUAAAAGAGGUGGAGCCAAAAAUAUUUUUGUGGUGCUUCGAUGCUAGUGUCAUUAUGAAAUCUCUUCAAAAACAAGGUGUACAUUCAUUCAUUGUCACAAGCGGGACACUUUCUCCUCUACUACCUUUGAAGAGGAGCUUAGGCAUACCCUUUGAGAUUGAGCUCAUAAAUGAACAUGUCAUAGAUAAAUCUCAGAUUCUUGCCUUGUCUGUAGGCCAAGUGGGAAAUGCCAAGCUUGAUGCAAGAUACGACUACAGAGAAAAAAAUAAGAACAGUGUAUAUUCUGCUUUUGGAAAAUUAGUAUUCAAGGUGGCAGAAGUUUCACCAAAAGGUCUUCUCAUUUUUUUCCCUUCAGGUAGAGUUAAAAAAGACUGCUUAGAUGUCUGGAGUAAAACUCCUUUCCAACAUUACUCCAGUCUGUAUGCUGCAAUUGAAACUGAAAAGGUAAUUUAUGAAGAACCCAAGUUGUCAUCAGAUUUACCUGGACUCCAAAAAUUAUUUGGUCAAAAAAUUGCUGAACCAAACAGCAAAGGUGCAUGCUUGAUUGGUGUUUUGAGUGGCAAGGUAAGUGAAGGAAUAGAUUUUAAGGAUGAUCUUGGAAGAGCCGUUGUUAUGUUUGGAUUGCCUUAUCCACCCUAUAUGGAUCCAUGGGUGAUUCAUAAAAAGAAACACAUUCGUGAACAUGACAGUGCAGAGGCUGAGGAUGAUUGGUAUCAAGCUCAAGCAAUCAGACCAGUGAAUCAAGCCUUGGGGCGGAUUAUCCGCCACCAGGGCGAUUAUGGAGUGGUUGUUUUGGCAGAUGUCAGGUACAUUUCUAAUUACAAAAUCAUCCGUUCUCUACCUGGUUGGCUUCAAAGAGGUAGAGAGGUAGUGUUAUUCCCCCAGAUUAGUAAUCGCUUGAAGAAUUUCUUUUCAACCAUCCCUUCAAAGAUGAAGGACAUUAAACGAAGAACUGAAAUUCAGCAAGAAAAGAUAAGGCUGCGACAUCGAAAGGAAAUGGAAGUUGAACAAUAUCCAGCUUAUGAUUACCAUGAUCUUUCUAAAUUAAAAAUCGUUGAGACAAAGAGAAAAGAGACUCUUUGCACAGAAAUAUUAAAUUUGGAGAAAAAAUUACAGGAUGCAUCAGCUGCAACUGCCCUGUUACUUUUGGAGAUCGCUAUGACAAAAGAUAAAAUUGGUCUAACAGAAACCACAACAACUGCUCACAACUGCACAGACUAUGACUCUGAUUGUGAGAGCACAGGCGAUGGGGAGUGGGACGAAGCAAUAGGAUAGUGAUAAAGUAAGUAAGAGUGCCAUGACAAAUUAAGCAUCUGAAAUCAGCUUUUUUUGAAAUUCAUCUAUUAUUAGCUGUAUACGUAUUUCAGUAUUGUGUAAUAUUUUAGUCAAAGAAUUAAUCAGCACCAAAUCAAACAUGCUGAUCAAUGUGUACUUAAAAUUUUCAGUUUUAUCAAUGUAUGUAAAAUUACUUUAUUA